Molecule: messenger RNA, 888 nt
Organism: Sander lucioperca (pikeperch)
Lineage: Eukaryota; Metazoa; Chordata; Actinopteri; Perciformes; Percidae
Product: galactose-specific lectin nattectin-like
Exons: 6
Coding region: 184-612 (142 amino acids)
Molecular function (GO): signaling receptor activity
Source: RefSeq, a predicted model, not a curated record
UGCAUGCAGUGUGUGUGACCUUAGAUCCGGGUUCUGGCAGAAUAAGCAACUGUAUAUAAGAGGCAUGUUUUCUCCUGUUAGAUACUUCUGUGACACUGCAAAGGAAGAAGAUCAUUUCGCAAAAGGUCGACUUCAUCAACUUCUCCAUGAAGAUGGCUAGCUGUGUCCGUACUUGUUGCUGCCAUGAUGGCUCUGACUACUGGAGAAGAUCAUGUUGUCAAGAGGUCCACACAAUGUGAUAAGGGUUGGUCUCUGCACGGAGAACGCUGUUUCCGCUACUUUCCAGCACCCACCAGCUGGGCUGCGGCUGAGAAAUCCUGUCUCGGUUUUCAUGGAAACCUAGCAUCUGUGAACAACGCAGAUGAGGAACAUUGGAUUCAGCGUUUGGCACGCAAGAAACGUACAUGGAUCGGAGGCACUGAUGCACACCAGGAGGGUCAUUGGGUCUGGUCUGACGGUACACCUUUCAAGUAUGUGAACUGGUGUCGAAAAGAGCCUAAUAACGCCAGGGGCAAUCAGCACUGUCUACAAAUCAAUUAUACAGCUAAAAAUUGCUGGGACGACAACAACUGCAAAGUUAGGAAAGGAUAUGUCUGUGCCAAGAAACGCUGAUGAUUCCUGGACCAACACAGAGGCAUGAAGUACUUACCAUGAUGCACAAACAUUGGACUAAACAUUAACUCUCUAAUCAAAUAUUUCUUAGCUAUCGCUGUAACGCUACUCAAGGAAAGAAGUGACAAUUGACAAACAGGAGCUGUUUCUUAGGGCCUUGUGCUUCAAAGAGCAGAUUGAAUGGUUAUAGAAAGGAUGCUUUAUGCCCAACUCUAUUCUUCAGUGAGUUGUCUUUCUUGUAUCAUGCAUAAUUAAAAGGCUCAAGCAUUGAAACAA